Molecule: messenger RNA, 2228 nt
Organism: Prosopis cineraria
Lineage: Eukaryota; Viridiplantae; Streptophyta; Magnoliopsida; Fabales; Fabaceae
Product: carotenoid cleavage dioxygenase 8 homolog B, chloroplastic
Exons: 6
Coding region: 75-1763 (562 amino acids)
Biological process (GO): carotene catabolic process
Cellular component (GO): chloroplast
Molecular function (GO): carotenoid dioxygenase activity
Source: RefSeq, a predicted model, not a curated record
CCCCCAUCCCUACUCAGCACAACACUACACAAUUCUCUCACUCAUCCUCUAUCUUCAUCUUCCUUGGGAAUUUCAUGGCUUUCAAAAGCUUCGCUCCCGUCCGAAACUCCAUUUCAUGGCCAACAAUGGCGGUUUCUGAUAACAGCAAUAAGGCUGGGUUUCCAUUUCCCAAUAACAAGGGCUUCUUCAAAACCCAACUCAGUUUUCUACAUGACCUGACUGUUACUAAUGUUGCCAGUCCAUCGCCUCCGGUUGCUCCGCCACCACUAACGCCGCCUGAGAGAUCGGAGACUGCCGGCGGCCGCCAGCACCCCGCAUGGAGUAGCAUCCCCCAGGAGAGAUGGGAAGGAGAACUCCAUGUUCAAGGACAACUACCAUUAUGGCUGAAAGGAACGUACCUGAGGAAUGGUCCGGGGCUGUGGCACAUCGGAGACUACAACUUCAGGCACCUUUUUGAUGGCUACGCCACUCUCGUCAAGCUUCAGUUCGAGAAUGGCCGGUUGAUCGCCGGCCACCGCCAAGUGGAAUCCGAGGCCUAUCGAGCGGCCAAAAAGAACCAAAAGCUUUGUUACCGCGAAUUCUCCGAAGCUCCGAAGCCUGAUAAUUUCUUAGCCUACGUGAGCGAGCUCGCCAAUCUGUUCUCAGGCGCUUCGCUCACGGACAACGCAAACACCGGAGUCGUGAAACUCGGAGACGGACGCGUGGUCUGUCUGACAGAGACCCAGAAAGGGUCGAUUGUGAUAGACCCGAACACAUUGGAGACGGUGGGGAAAUUUGAGUACAGUGACACGUUAGGGGGUUUGAUACACUCAGCACACCCUAUCGUGAACGACGCAGAAUUCUUGACGUUAAUACCAGACUUGAUAAAUCCUGGGUAUUUAGCGGUGAGGAUGGAAGCCGGGUCGAACGGAAGGAAGGUGAUAGGACGGGUUAACUGUCGGGGCGGGCCUGCACCGGGCUGGGUCCACUCGUUUCCGGUGACUGAACACUACAUCAUCGUGCCUGAAAUGCCACUGAGAUACUGUGCCCAAAAUUUGCUGAGAGCUGAACCCACGCCAUUGUACAAGUUCGAGUGGCACCCUGAAUCCAAAGGUUUUAUCCAUGUUAUGUGCAGGACUAGUGGAAAGAUUGUGGCAAGCGUAGAGGUGCCACUGUACGUGACGUUCCAUUUCAUAAAUGCAUAUGAAGAGGAAGAUGAAGAGGGAAGAGUGACGGCCAUUAUCGCGGACUGUUGUGAGCACAACGCUGAGACCGCCAUUCUUGAUCGUCUCAGGCUACAGAACCUCCGCUCCUUCAACGGCGAGGAUGUACUGCCGGACGCUAGGAUAGGAAGAUUCAGGAUACCUCUGAAUGGGAGUGAAUAUGGGACGUUAGAGGAAGCGCUAGAGGCAGACGAACAUGGGAGAGGCAUGGACAUGUGCAGCAUCAACCCUAACUAUUUGGGCAAGAAAUAUAGAUAUGCCUACGCAUGUGGAGCCAAGCGCCCUUGUAACUUCCCCAACACCCUCACCAAGAUUGAUUUAGUGGAGAAGAAGGCGAAGAGUUGGCACGAUGAAGGUUCUGUUCCCUCAGAACCCUUCUUCGUGGCUCGACCUGGAGCAACAGAAGAAGAUGAUGGCGUGGUUAUCUCCAUAAUAAGUGAGAGAAAUGGAGACGGAUAUGCGUUGUUGUUAGAUGGAUCCACCUUUGAAGAGAUUGCCAGAGCCAAGUUCCCUUACGGACUGCCUUACGGAUUGCAUGGAUGCUGGGUUCCUAAAUCCUAAACACUGAAGCCUUCAACUUCCCAUAAGAUCAUAAAACUAUGAAUGGUCUGGUAUACUUGCUGAUUGCUGAGAUCGCUCCAUCUUAGCUUGUGUUUGUAUAUCCUGCAACUAUGAUCGGCAUAUGCUCAAAUAUAGUCACCCAUAUGCCAUGUAUGAUAACCAGUGUGGUUAGGCAGCAAUUUCAUGCAACGUACCCUGUUAUAUCUACCUUUCCCAGUAGAACCAAAUUAUAUAUCUUUACCUAACAGAAUCUAAUCAGAAAUAUGAACUCCACUUCAAAGGUCGUCCUACACUCAUGUCGCUGCAUGCUCAACUAGGCUUAAAUGCUCUAUGGGAUGUUUGGACUCCAAGUAAGAGUUCAGAAACCUUACCAAACAUGAUCCCCACAAUGGCUGAAAAUAUGUGUGUUUUUCGGUUUACUACUGACAAAUAGAAAUAUUAAUUAAUUAAUGUUUUCUAAAAUCA